Lecanosticta acicola is the source of this 4299-nucleotide messenger RNA. Lineage: Eukaryota; Fungi; Ascomycota; Dothideomycetes; Mycosphaerellales; Mycosphaerellaceae. The record is from the annotation of a GenBank genome assembly.
AUGUCUUUCUCCUCACGUCUAAUUGGGACUCUCAGUCAAACCCGUGCGAGAGCACAGCGAGAAGCUGCGUUGGCUUAUUUUGAUCCCGCACAGGCUCACGACACCGAUGCGGCCCACGAGCGACGUCAAUUCGCCAGAACUCCUAGUGUGGAGGAGAUUCCUGCAACGUCGGCGGGGAGUAAGAGGCGAGUGGACCGCGAGAUUACUGAGGCGGAGGAACGGCGCAAGAGGUUGCGGCGGACGAGCACCAGCUCGGGCCUGGUACCGGACUACAACUAUUCCCACCCUUCGGACGCUGUAGCAAUUGCUAUUGAAUCACAUGCUCCUCAUUCGACGAACGAACAAAGGCGGGAAUACAAUCUUGAGAAAGACUGGCCCUCGUCAUCGAAGCCUUGGAUACAAACGCAGUCGCCUGCACAAGCGAAGCCGAACAUGCCCGCGGCAAGACGGCCUGGACCGUUCAAGCCGUUGAACACUCUGAGCAAGACAGCUCCACAAGCUGCGUCAAGUCAGAACCGCAAUCAGAAUCAUGUGGGGACCUCGAACGCCUUCUUCUCUAAUUACACAGCCGGCCAGGGUUCAACUGCCCCAAAGCCUAGUCUCAAUGGACGGAAUAACUUUCCGCCUCCAUCUGAACACAUCGACCGGUGCGAGCGAGCCAGCAAGAGACAGAAGAUGGAGAGCAAGCAGAACGAAUAUGGCGACCUCCCGUCCGAUCCCAUCGAAGUUGAAGAUUCUACACCCGAGGACCUGAAGGAAAAGCAACGAAAUCAAUUUGGAUACCCCACCUUUCCUGAGCCUACUCAGAGCAGGCCGAGGGCCCCAUCAAGUUCCCAGCGAAGCCAGCAGGGGUCGAGAGUGUCCCUCAAGAGGGAACGAGGCCGCCAGAGAGAGGACCCUUUGGGUGGGGGCGAGAUGUUAAAGGUUGACAAGACGAACGACAGCAUGAUGUCGUCCCGGCAAUCCUUACGGGCUCCGAAGUCAUUGGAAGUGCCCAAAUCGUCGAAGUCUUCAAGCGCCUCACAUUUGGGUAAUGAAUGGUCUGGUCAAUCUUCCGGUACUAGAGAAACGCCAGUGGUUUUAGGGGAGGAUGAUGACACAAUCGAAGUUACCGGAUCGACAGCGCUUCGACGUCCGAGGCGAGAUGGACUUGACUCUAUUCCCAGACAGCAACCCAGACCACAAAGUACUCAACAGCAAAUUCAGCCCGACCAGCAUGUGCCGCCAAUCCAAUUGUUAAGAGGCAUCGAGGAAUACGCUCAAAAACAUGCACACAGACAGCUAGAGCAGCAACAACAGCGGUCUGCCCGCAACGGCAAUCGCGAUGUACAAAUUAUGAAGGACCCGAGGUUCGCAAAACAACAAGCUCCGGCUCAAUCUGCAAAGAAGAAUCGCACCGUCGGGGAUGGGCACCUCGAUAAAUACAUGAGACGGCCAAGCGCAAACUCUGCCCUUCGUGGGCAAUUUGUCCGUGAUCCGCAUUCUCCCGAAGAGAUGUCACAUCGGAGGCCGAACAAUCAGAUGUUAAAAACAAAGUUGAGAGACCGGAUGCAAGGCAGCAACAGAGUGGGUUUCAACGACGACGAUGAACUCAGCGGACCUAGAACCGUGCAUUCGCGAAAUACGUCACCCCAAAAGGCCGCGCCAUUACAAUUUCGAGCGAACGAGAGGCCAAACAAUUCUAUGUCAAGACGCUCAAGAUCACCAUCUGAUCUCAAGCCCACCAAGUUCAAGUCGGAGAGUCUUAAAGUGGAGUCUGAAGAUGACGAUCCUCACGAAGUGCGGAUACCCGUCAACGGUCUCUUCUGUACGGGAUUUGCGGGUUAUCAGAAGAAUCUGGAGCUGCGCUGGGAUGAGAAUGCAGUGGCUCUCAUUCUAUACUCAUGCGGAAAACCUGUCGGCGCAGACGGUGAGGAUGGCAAAUUUGUCUCAAUCAAUCAAUUGUCCGUGAGCAGAGAUUGGACAGAGUGCGAAAAUGACCCCAGAGCUAUCUUGAGGGGCUCUAUGUAUUCUGGCAGCAGCGGCAAGUUCUUACUUGACUUCCCUAACAUGGGCGACAAACAUAACUGCUGGUCGUACCUCGAUGCCGCAACCAAGGAAACCUUGAAGGAGAGCACCAAAACGGUCGACCAGGACAGGCUCCACAAAAUGUUCGAGAACCUGAAAGCUGAAAUCAUCGAUGACAAGCGGCACAGUCAAAAAUCCGUGAUCCCAUCUCGGUCAACGCAGCCAUCCCGAAUCCAAAUGCGAUUGCAAGAUAAGCAACGCUCGUCAGUUGAGAAGAUUACGGUCGAGGACGAUCAACCGAAUGUCCCUCGAACUAAACUGCGCUCACGCAUGCAAAAUACGCUUCGAGAAGAACUUCAGAACCAAGGUUAUCAGCAGCCUCGCUGCCGGCAAGAUGAAAACAUCACCAGGUCCCCAUACUUCGACCAACCACGGCGAUCUGGACGAGUUACCGGACGGAUGCAAGCCAAAUCGCCGACACCGCCUCGCGUUGUUGAGAAGUGGUCGGAGAUGAAUAAUCCUGCGCCCUGGCGAAAUCAAGUGGUCUAUCCCAGUGAAGGUCCACGUCGAGUAACCCUGGAAUUUUGCGACCUUCUGAAGCUAGACGACGAGGAGUAUCUCAACGACAGCUUGGUCAACUUCUGGCUACGCCGCAUUGAAGAGAACAUGCCGGCAGAGCAUAAGGACAAGGUUCACUUUUUCAACACGUACUUCUACACGUCAAUGACUACCAAAAAAGGGAAGACCGGAUUUAACUACGAUGCAAUCCAGCGGUGGACCAAAAGCGUUGAUCUGUUCACGAAACCAUAUGUCGUGGUACCGAUCAAUGCUAGCUACCACUGGUUUGCGGUCAUAAUUUGCAAUCUGCCGAACAUCAGACGCGAGCUUUCGGAUGUCAAAGAUGAGGAAGCUAGUGCCGCUGACCAAGCUGACGGCCCAGUGGUUAUCGAUCUUCCGAGCGAACAACCACCUAGCGAUGACAUUGAAGGAGACGCUCAAGCCCUGACAUCCUCCAAUCGCGCAUCACCAGAGGAUGAAGGAGAUGUUUUCACAUUUGAUGCAAAUGGCCAAGCGAGCAAUGCUCAACCUGACGAGGGCGCUGGUGACACGGAAGCCCUUCACGAGACUGCCAAGGGUAAGAAACCUCAGAACAAAGGGCCAGGAAUGCGCAAGUUUGAAACCGACCAACCCGUUCUCAUCAGCAUGGAUUCUUUUGGUCUCGCGCGUACCGCUGAACUCAAGUAUCUGAAGCUGUACCUGCAGAAAGAAGCCGAAAUGAAGCGAGCAAUGGACCUUGAUCUGAAGGAACUACAAGGUGUGACUGCCAAAAGUCUUCCAGAGCAAAGCAACCUCACGGACUGUGGUGUCUAUCUUCUCGCAUAUAUUGAGCAGUUCUGCAAGGAUCCGGCGAGAUUCGUGAAGAAGAUUUUGCGUCGGGAGGACGACAUCAAAGAGGAUUUCGAAGGCUUUCAUCCGUCUCACAAACGGACGGAGAUCCGCAACGUGCUUCUCGAGCUCGAGAAGGUCCAAUAUGAGCGGAGGAUUGCUCAAAAGAAAGCAAAGGCAGCUGCCAAGAAUGCCGCGACAACUCCAGCGCCCUCGACCCAAGCUGUUGCCGACUCUUCGGCGAAGGAAAAGAGUCCAACUCCCAGCGCACCGGUUGAGCCCUCUGACAAUCUGCCGGCACCGAGUGAGGAACCGCGCGCAGAUCAACCGAAACCUCAGUCAGAGCUAACUGCGAUGGGCAUUGACGAAGGAGAAGAUCUUGAGGUUGCGAUGCCACGUGGAGUUGGUGAGCGCAUCGAUGACCGUGAAACAAGCAUUCCCUCCUCUCCGCCCCCUCUUGGUCAUGACGAAGAUGAUGAAGAUGAAGAAAUGCUUGACAAUCCAUCAGACCACGCCGACUCCAAUGCGGCGGGCGUCGAUGAGGCUGUUGAGAAUGCUCUGAGCGAGAAGGAUGAUGAUAUGGGUCGCGAACAGCCUUCUCCAAGCGUGCAGAGGGUGGGCAGCAGCGCGCAGCCCCUUCUGGACCAUCUCGAGCGAGCAAUUGGAAUGAAUGAUCGGUCAGAGAAUGACACGAGCCCGCAGGAGAGCGAGCACAACGAUGUGCCUGUACCAAGCGAUGACGUGUCCGAGGAGGAAGGCGUAGGAACAGGAUCCGACGGUGAAGCUCAGGAAGAGAGAUACAGCCCUAAGGUCAUUGUUCCGAAGGGCGAAGCUGAUCUGGCGCAGGGCAUCAAGGAGCCCGAGAUUCCUGAGUCACAGGAACAAGCGGAAGAUCCUACAUUCUAG